AUGGUUUUGUUUCAUCUCUCUUCUCCAGCUGAAUCCUGUGGAGGCGUAGUUCAAGGCCUGAACGGCACCAUAGAGUCACCAGGUUUUCCCCACGGCUAUCCCAACUAUGCCAAUUGCACAUGGCUGAUAAUAACAGGGGAGAGGAACCGAAUCCAGCUAACCUUCGUCACGCUGGCAUUGGAAGAAGAUUUUGAUAUUGUAUCAGUUUACGAUGGACAGCCGUCACCUGGAAACUUAAAGAUGAGGUUGUCAGGAUUCAUGCUGCCCUCCCCCAUAGUUAGCAGUGGAUCCAUAUUGGCCUUGUGGUUUACCACAGAUUUUGCUGUGAGCGCACAGGGCUUCAGAGCUGUAUAUGAAGUCCUGCCCAGCCAUACAUGUGGCACCCCCGGCCUCAUUCCAAAUGGAGUCAUUCAUGGCUCGAGAUACAACAUGGGGGACAAGAUCCGAUACAGCUGUGAGUCAGGAUUUGUGCUGGAAGGCCACAUUAUCCUCACAUGUAUUGUAUCACCUGGCAGUGGAGCACAGUGGGACUUCCCAUCACCGUUUUGUAGAGCGGAGGGAGUGUGUGGUGGUACGUUACGAGGCACCGCAGGUUCAAUAACCAGCCCAGGGUACCCUGCAGAGUAUGACAACAACCUGGAUUGCACAUGGUCAAUCCUUGCAGAACCUGGGGACACUAUAGCUCUCGUUUUCAAUGACUUCUUAUUAGAGGACAAAUAUGACUUCCUAGAAAUCAGCGGGACAGAAGCACCAAGCAUAUGGCUGACUGGUACAACCGUGCCCUCACCGGUGAUUUCAAAUAAGAACUGGCUUCGGAUACACUUCACCUCAGACAGCAAUCAUAGAAGAAAAGGAUUCAGUGCUCAGUAUCAAGUGAAGAAAGCAAUAGAGUUGAAGUCCAGGGGGGUAAAGAUGAUGCCCAGUAAAGACUCCAAUCACAAAAAUGCUGUCUUGAGUCAAAGUGGUCUAGCCGGAGAUGUCUGCCCAGAUCCUGGAGUCCCUGAAAAUGGCAAGAGAAUGGGCUCUGCCUUCCAAGUUGGCUCCAGUGUCCAGUUCAGUUGUGAUGACAGUUAUGUUCUGCAUGGAUCUAAAAGUAUAACCUGUCAACGAGUCACUGACACACUGGCUGCCUGGAGUGACCACAGACCCAUCUGCAGAACUCGUACCUGUGGCAGUAACCUAAGGGGGCCCAGAGGGGUGAUAACUUCUCCUAACUACCCUGUCCAAUAUGAAAACAAUGCACAUUGUGUGUGGGUCAUAACUGCAAUGGACACUGGGAAGGUUAUAAAGCUGUCUUUUGAGGAAUUUGAUCUGGAGCGAGGAUAUGACACACUGACGGUGGGAGAUGGUGGGAAGAUAGGAGAUACCCGGAGAGUUCUCUAUGUACUUACUGGCUCCAGUGUCCCUGACUUGAUCGUGAGUUUGUCCAAUCAGAUGUGGCUACAUCUCCAGUCAGAUGACACAAUUGGCUCUGCGGGGUUCAAGGCAAUAUAUGAAGAGAUCGACCGUGGAAGUUGUGGUGAUCCUGGGGUGCCAGUAUUCGGUCGCCGUAGUGGCAAUCGCUUCCAGCAUGGUGACGUAUUGACCUUCUUCUGCCAGUCGGCGUUUGAACUUGUAGGAGAGAAAACCAUCACGUGCCAGCACAAUAACCAGUGGUCUGGAAAUAAGCCCAGUUGUGUUUUCUCCUGUUUUUUCAACUUUACGGCUCCAUCUGGAACUGUAUUGUCUCCAAACUACCCAGAGGAGUAUGGUAACAACCUUAAUUGUGUGUGGUUGAUAAUCUCUGAACCAGGAAGCCGCAUACACCUCCUCUUCUCUGACUUUGACCUGGAGCCACAGUUUGACUGGUUGGUGGUCAAAGACGAAGGUCUGUCUGAACCAACAACAUUUGGUACAUUUUCUGGAAAAGACGUUCCAGCCCAGAUCGCUUCAAAUGGGCACAUCAUGAGACUGGAAUUUCAGUCUGAUCAUUCUAAUACUGGAAAAGGCUUCAAUAUCAGCUAUACUACAUUUGGACAAAAUGAAUGUCAUGACCCAGGCGUCCCCAUCAAUGGUCAAAGAUAUGGUGACCAGUUUCAGCUUGGCAGCUCAGUGGCUUUUCGCUGUGAUCAAGGAUUUAUAAGGACACAGGGGUCGGAUCAAGUCACUUGUAUCCUUCAGGAUGGAAAUGUUGUUUGGUCUGCAGCUGUACCCCGCUGUGAAGCUCCUUGCGGAGGCCAUCUCACAGCUCCUAUUGGCGUUGUGCUGUCUCCUGGUUGGCCCUCCUUUUAUAAAGACUCUUUGAGCUGCCAGUGGGUGAUUGAAGCACAAACAGACCAUGCUGUGAAGAUACACUUUGACAAAUUCCAGACGGAGGUCAACUAUGACACAUUAGAGAUCAGGGAUGGCCCUUCAGCCUCUUCUCCCCUGAUCGGUGAAUACCAUGGCACCCAAGCCCCUCAUUUCCUGAUUUCCACAUCCAACUUCCUGUUCCUGUUGUUCACCACAGACAACAGCCGCUCUGCCGCAGGCUUCAGUAUCCGAUAUGAAAGUGUGAAAAUGGAGUCUGACUCGUGCCUUGAUCCUGGUAUUCCAGUCAAUGGUCGUCGUCAUGGCAGCAGAUUUUCCAUUGGCUCUCGUGUCUCUUUUACAUGUGACCCUGGAUACACACUUAGUGAUCAAGAGCCAAUUGUUUGUGAGCAGAAUCAUCAGUGGAGUCACGCUCUUCCCAGUUGUGACGCUCUUUGUGGAGGCUAUGUUUUUGGCAAAACUGGGACGAUUCUCUCUCCUGGAUUCCCUGAUUUCUACCCCAAUUCUCUUAACUGCACCUGGACUAUCGAGGUAUCACAUGGAAAAGGAGUCCAUUUGGUUUUCCACACCUUCCAUCUGGAGGAGAACCAUGACUACCUGUCCAUCACUGAGGAUGGGAAUUUCCAGCUUCCAGUAGCUCGACUCACAGGCUCAGUGCUGCCCCCCAGUGUUAAGGCUGGACUUUAUGGGAACUUCAGCGCACAGUUACGAUUUAUAUCAGACUUUUCCAUGAGUUAUGAAGGAUUCAAUAUUACUUUCUCAGAGUAUGAUUUGGAGCCAUGUGAGGAUCCUGGUGUUCCAGCGUUCAGCAGGAGGAUGGGAUUCCAAUUUGGCGUUGGCGACUCGCUGGCCUUCUCCUGUUUCCAGGGCUACAGACUUGAGGGUGACAGUAAGAUCACUUGUCUUGGAGGUGGCAGGCGAGUCUGGAGCAACACUCUACCACGAUGUAUAGCUGAGUGUGGAGCCACUGCACUGGGACCAGAAGGCGUGCUCCUUUCUCCGAAUUUCCCCUCCAACUACGAUAACAACCAUGAGUGCAUUUACCGCAUCACUACUGAAAGAGGAAAAGGGAUCAGGCUGAAAGCUGAGAGCUUCUCAUUGCAAGAUGGAGACUUUCUGAAGGUGUAUGAUGGUGAGAACUGUUCAUCCCGUCUCCUUGGCAACUUUACACUUGAUGGCAUGUUGGGUCAUGCCAUCAAUAGUACAUCCAAUCACCUGUGGCUAGAGUUCAAUAGCAAUGCCUCAGGAACCAAUCAGGGCUUCCGCCUCACUUACACAAGUUUUGACCUAGUACAUUGCGAGGAGCCUGGUGUUCCUAGUUAUGGAUAUAAGAUCCAGGAUGAUGGUCAUUAUGCCAACACUUUUGUUCUGUACUCCUGCAACCCCGGAUACAGUCUCCAUGGCAGCAGUACACUGACCUGUCUUAGCGGUGACAGACGUGUCUGGGACAAGCCGCUUCCUUCCUGUAUCGCGGAGUGUGGAGGUCACAUAACUGGAGCAGUGUCUGGGCGGAUUCUGUCCCCUGGAUACCCUGCUCCAUAUGACAACAACCUCCACUGUACCUGGACUAUAGAGGCUGAUACAGGAAAAACUAUCAGCCUUCACUUUAUUGUCUUUGACACGGAGGUCGACCAUGAUAUUCUGAGAGUUUGGGAUGGUCCAUCUGGGCCAUCAGAUGGUGGGAUCCUGUUGAAAGAAUGGUCUGGCCCAGCUCUACCUGAAGAUAUCCACUCAACCUUCAACAUACUCACACUGCAGUUCGAUUCAGAUUAUUUCAUCAGCAAGCAAGGAUUUUCAAUCCAGUUUUCUACCACAACAGCGACAACCUGCAACGACCCUGGCAUCCCUGUAAAUGGUUCUCGGUAUGGGGACAGUAAGGAGCCAGGAGACAGUAUGACUUUCCAGUGUGACCCUGGUUAUCAGCUGCAAGGCCAUGACACAAUCACAUGUGUGCGGAUGGAUAACAGAUUCUACUGGCAACCUGACCCACCAACAUGUAUGGCGACCUGUGGGGGUAACGUCAGCGGCCCCUCCGGUGUGAUUCUUUCUCCUAACUACCCACAGCCUUACCCUGCCGGGAAAGAGUGCGACUGGAGAAUUAGAGUCAACCCUGACUUUGUCAUCGCCCUCAUCUUCAAAAGUUUCAAUAUGGAGCCAAGUUACGACUUCCUGCACAUCUAUGAAGGUGAAGACUCUAAUGGGCCACUUUUAGCAAGUCUCCAAGGCAACCAGGCCCCAGAGCGAAUAGAGAGCAGUGGUAACAGUCUUUUCCUGGCAUUCAGAUCUGACGCCUCACUGGGCAUGUCUGGAUUUGCCAUUGAAUAUAGAGAAAAACCAAGAGAAGCCUGUUUUGACCCUGGCAAUGUAAUGAAUGCCAGUCGGACUGGCUACGACUACAAACUGGGAUCUCAGGUCUCCUACAGCUGUCACCAUGGUUACACAAUAUUGGGGGAGGAUACCAUUACCUGUGUCAUGGGGCAUGAUGGGAAACCAGUGUGGGACAGGGCACUGCCAUCAUGUAAAGCUCCUUGUGGUGGACAGUAUGGUGGAUCUGAAGGUGUUGUUUUAUCUCCAAACUAUCCUUUAAACUACACCACAAGACAGACCUGCUCCUACUACAUCACCGUUUCCCCACAGUUUGUGGUGUUUGGUCAGUUUGCUGUUUUCCAGACAGCAAUGAAUGACUCGGUGGAGCUGUUUGAUGGAGCCAACGACAAUGCUCGAUUGCUCAGUUCCCUGGCUGGGUCACAUUCAGGAGAAACAUUGCCACUGGCAACUUCCAAUCAGAUCAUGCUUCGGUUCAGUGCUAAGAGUGGCCAGUCAGCUAGAGGAUUUCAUUUCGUCUACCAAGCUGUGCCUCGGACCAGUGACAGUCAGUGCAGUUCAGUACCAGAGCCCCGAUAUGGAAGACGAAUUGGUUCAGAGUUCUCGGCGGGUUCUUUGGUCCGUUUUGAGUGCAGUCCAGGCUAUUUAUUGAAGGGAUCCAGUGCUAUUCAGUGUCAAGCUAUACCUGGUGCCCUCGCACAGUGGAAUGCAACAACACCAACCUGUAUAGUUCCCUGCAGUGGCAAUUUGACUGAACGUCGUGGUACAAUACUGUCUCCUUCAUACCCUGAACCUUAUCCAAACAGUCUCAACUGUCUGUGGAGAAUCCAUGUCAAUGAAGGGGCUGGAAUACAGAUCCAAGUCAUAACGUUUGCAACUGAGCACAACUGGGACUCUCUUGAGAUCUACGAUGGGGGAGACAUGACAGCUCCAAAAUUAGGGUCAUUCUCUGGAACAACAGCUCCCGCCCUGCUAAACUCAACAUCCAAUCAGCUCCUUCUGCACUUUCAGAGUGACAUCAGUGUGGUUGCAGCAGGCUUUCACCUGGAAUACAAGACGGUUGGCCUUACCACCUGCCCAGAACCAAUGAUCCCAGCCAAUGGCAUUAAAACAGGAGACAGAUAUAUGGUUAAUGAAGUGGUGGCUUUCAGUUGUGAAGCUGGGUACACACUACAGGGCCACUCUCACAUUUCCUGCAUGCCUGGGACUGUGCGGCGAUGGAACUACCCACCACCUCUUUGCAUAGCUCGUUGUGGCGGGGUCCUAUCUGAGAUGAGUGGUGUCAUCCUUAGUCCUGGUUUCCCUGGCAACUACCCUGGCAACCUGGACUGCACCUGGCAAAUCACCCUGCCAGCUGGAUAUGGAGCCCAUAUUCAGUUCCAAAACUUCUCUUCAGAAGACAACCAUGACUUCCUAGAGGUCAGGGCUGGACCACAGCACAGCUCUGCACUUAUUGGUCAGUUUACUGGCUCACAGAUUCCACCUUCUCUGAUGAGCACGACCCACCUGACAAUCAUCCACUUCUACAGUGACCACUCAGAGAAUAGGCCAGGGUUCAAACUGACCUAUCAAGCUUAUCAACUUCAAAACUGCCAGGAUCCUUCUCCCUUUCCCAACGGUGACAUCAUCAGCAGUGACUACAGUGCUGGCCAAUCAAUAACUUUUCAGUGCUACCCUGGUUAUGUUUUGAUUGGACACACAGUACUAACAUGUCUGCAUGGCACCAAUCGGAAGUGGAACCAUCCAUUUCCUCGCUGUGAGGCUCCCUGCGGCUACAAUGUCACAGCUGAAAAUGGGACCAUCUAUUCACCGCAGUACCCCAAUGAAUACCCCAACUCCCAAGACUGUAGCUGGCUCAUCACUGUUCCUCACGGACAUGGAGUUUACAUCAACUUUACUUUGCUGCAGACAGAGCCUGUCACAGAUUACAUCGCUGUCUGGGAUGGUCCUGAUACAUCUAGCCCUCAGCUGGGAGUCUUCAGUGGCAACACAGCAUUAGAGUCAGCCUACAGUACCAGCUUGCAGGUCUUGAUUCGCUUUCACUCUGACUUCUCAACAGGAGGGUUUUUCAUUCUCAACUUCCACGCAUACCGUCUGAAGAAAUGCCCUACUCCUCCUGUUGUGGAGAAUGCAGAAAUGAUCUAUGAAGACGAAGACUUUCACAUAGGUGACAUUGUGAAAUAUCGCUGUUUACCCGGAUACACAUUGAUUGGAAAGGUGGAGCUUACAUGUAAACUUAAUUCCCAUUUGCUCUUUGAAGCCCCGCCCCCUAAAUGUCAAGCUCAAUGUCCAGCCAAUGAGGAGCGUUUUUCAUCAUCUGGAGUCAUUCUAAGCCCUGGCUUUCCUGGCAACUAUCCCAACAGUCAGACUUGCUCCUGGCUGCUACGUAUGAUUCCAGGUUACAACAUCAAUAUCUAUGUGGAGAUGUUCCACAGUGAGAAGCAGUUUGAUGAACUGGAGAUUUUUGAUGGAUCCUCAGGACAAAGCCCUUUACUUGUUGCUCUAAGUGGUAACCACUCAUCUCAGCUGAACUUCACAUCUAAAACAAACCAGCUUUAUCUACGAUGGUCCACUGACCAUGCAACCAACAAGAGGGGAUUCAAAAUACGGUUCUCAGCUGCUUACUGCAGCAUUAAUGAUCUUCCUUUGAAUGGAGGGGUGGUAAAUCGAACCAAACUGCAUCCAGGUAGCAGACUUCAGUUCUUUUGUAAUCAUGGCUACCGCCUGGUAGGAUCAAGCAAUGCCACCUGCAGGCUCAGUUCCAAUGGGCUUUACCAGUGGGACUCUCCAACACCUUUUUGUCAAGCUAUCUCAUGUGGGAUACCUCUGUCACCUGGCAACGGCAGCUUCCUUGCUUACCAGUAUACUGUUGGUAGCCAAGUCACUUACCAGUGUAACCAUGGCUACCACCUUGACCCUGCUGUUCCAAUGACAGCUAUGUGUUUGGAAGAUGGCAGCUGGAGUAAUGCUGGUUCGGUCCCCAGAUGCCUACCGGUGCAUUGCUCCAGCAUUGAAGGCAUCUUGUCAGAUCACAUGACCCACCGCCUGCUCUCUGGUAGGCUAGGAGAGUUCGGUUCUAUGGUGAUGUUGGAGUGCUCAUCAGGCUACUAUUUGGGUGUUGGGCAUCGGACUCUUCGCUGUCUCGCCAAUGGCACAUGGGAGGGGUCAGAUGACCCAGCUACUUGCAAGAUCAUCUCCUGUGGAGAACUUCCUUCCCCACCUUUUGGUACCAAACUGGGGACGCUGACUACAUUUGGAGCAACUACAAUCUUUAUGUGUAACCAUGGCUACACGCUGGUGGGGUCACAUGUGAGGGAAUGUGGCGCAAAUGGGUUGUGGAGUGGUGCAGAGACAAGAUGUCUAGCUGGUCACUGUGACUCUCCAGAUCCCAUAGUCAAUGGCCACAUUAGUGGAGAUGGAUCUAGUUAUCGUGACACAGUGGUGUACCAGUGCAUGUUAGGGUAUCGUCUAAUCGGUACAUCAGUCAGAAUCUGUCAACAAGACCAUCGGUGGUCUGGAACAACGCCUGUCUGCGUCCCUAUUACAUGUGGUCACCCAGGAAACCCAGCCAAUGGGCGGACCAAUGGCAGCGAGUUUAACCUCAAUGACGUUGUCAACUUCACCUGUAAUAAAGGUUACAUCCUCAGUGGAAAUGCUCGCGCUCAGUGCAGGCUCAACGGACAGUGGAGCAGCCCCCUACCUGUCUGCAAAGUGGUGAACUGUUCGGACCCAGGCCAUGUGGAGAAUGGUGUCCGCCAGUCUGGCCUACGUUACCCUGAAGUGUUCAGCUAUGGUGUAACUGUCGCAAUCCACUGCAAACGAGGCUUCUACCUUCUGGGUUCUGCACUCCUCACAUGUCAGCAUGACGGACUCUGGGACAGACCAAUACCUCGCUGCCUAGCUAUUUCCUGCGGUGACCCCGGUGUACCACCUAAUGCAGUAGUUUCUGGAAGCCAGAGUUGGACAUAUGGAUCAGUGUUGCAGUACUCGUGUCUGCCUGGUGGAGUUCUCGUGGGCAAUGUUACUCGCUACUGUCAGGAGGAUGGCACGUGGAGUGGAGCACCACCCUAUUGCACCGGUGCAAGUACUGGAAUAUGUGGAGACCCUGGAAUUCCUCCCCAUGGUGUCCGAUUGGGAGGGGAAGAAUUUAAGACCAAGAGCCUCCUGCGUUUUAGCUGCGAGGCAGGAUAUAAUCUGAUUGGCUCAGCUGAGAGGACUUGUCUUCACAAUGGCACGUGGAGUGGUACACAGCCUGUGUGCCAAGCGGUAUCAUGUGGUAACCCUGGCACGCCAGCACACGGCAGAAUUGUCUUCAGUGAUGGCAUCACUUUCGGCAGCUCAGUGGCUUACUCAUGUUGGGAGGGCUUCAAAACGUCAGGCCUGACUACCAGACACUGCACAACAAACGGGACAUGGACGGGACAACCCCCAGACUGCACAGUAAUCAGUUGUGGAGACCCUGGACCUGUUGCAAAUGGGAUCUAUGUAGAAAGUGAGUUUACCUUCAACCACACAGUGACCUACCACUGUAACCCUGGUCACCUGUUGGAACCAAGUGGACCUGGACGCAAUGUUUUGCAUUGCACCAAAGAUGGCACCUGGAAUCAAACUAAGCCCAAUUGUAAAGUAAUCCAUUGUGGACCUCCCCCACAAGUACUCCGUGGCAAAGUGGAAGGGACCGACCACUCCUGGGGAUCGAGUGUUAGCUACAGUUGUUUCAAUGGUUAUCAGCUCUCUGUUCCCGCUGUGCUAACCUGUGGAGGAAAUGGGACUUGGACAGGAGAUGUCCCACAGUGCUUACCUGUCCUGUGUGGUGAUCCUGGCUCUCCUGGGGGAGGAUUCAGAGAGGGGAACACCUUUACUUAUCGGUCAGCAGUCAGGUUUUACUGUCAUGCCCCCUAUGUGCUGGUAGGCUCUUCGUCCAGACUCUGUCAAACGGAUGGGAUUUGGAGUGGUCAACAACCAGCCUGUAUAGACCCAGCCUUCAACAGCUGUCGUGAUCCAGGAACUCCUGCCUAUGGUAUUCCAGUAAUGGCCCAGGGCUUUCAGGUUGGCAGUAAGAUUUCCUUCAAGUGCCGCAAAAACUACCACAUCCUUGGUUCAACAACAAGAACGUGCCUAGAAAAUUUAACCUGGAGUGGAACUCAACCUGAGUGCAUUGCUCAUUCAUGCAGACAGCCAGAGACGCCUAGUAACGUAGAUGUUCGAUCUAUGGACCUGCCUACUCUGGGAUAUACUCUCAUAUACACGUGUCAAGAGGCUUUCUAUCUGGCUGGGGGAUCAGAGCAUAGAACGUGUAAAAGUGAUGGGAGAUGGUCAGGAAAACCACCACUCUGUAAAGUUGGAGUAAAAGUCAAUCCUAAAGAUAGAGGAGAGUCCGAUGUCCAGAAGAACAAGAUUCGUGUUCCAGUGGACGUCUUUUCUCCGAAUUCAGAGUGGAGCGGUUUCUACGAGUAUUUAGGGAAGAGACAGGCCACAACAUUUACAGUUACUGGGUUCAAUUCUUCCAGUGGCCGUGUUAAUGUCACAUUACUGGAGACCAGUGGAGUGUCAAUCAGAUUGUCAGGUACAUAUAAGUCUGAGGAAAACCAGCUAUUACUGAAGGUCUACCAGGUGAAGGGGCCAACUGAACAUUACUACAGCAAAUUUAAAAAUGACAACUGGGCCAUGGAUGGAUAUGUUACUGCAGAGUCCGACCAGAAGACCUUUGUCUACCAGGGACACAUUCACAGUAAAGAUUUUGGCAAGUUCCAUCUGACAAGACAAGGUCCUGUAACCAUGGCAAUGGACCCAUCAAACCCCUACACAAACAGCAGUUCUGUGGCAGCAGCCAUUUUAGUCCCUUUCUUUGCUCUCAUCCUUUCUGGAUUUGCCUUCUACCUCUAUAAGCACAGGGCAUUGUCUGCUGACACAGAUGACAAUGAGAGACCAAAAGACACCUGGGGGCCUGGCGGCAGGACACGUCCAAAGGUCCAGUUCAAUGGCUAUGUUGGUCAUGAGAGCUCCAAUGGUCAGGCAUCAUUUGAAAACCCAAUGUAUGAUACCAACAUGAAGCCCACUGAGGCUAAGGCAGUUCGAUUUGAUACCACACUAAACACAGUCUGCACAGUGGUUUAGUCCACCAAACCUGCCACUGCCUAUAAAAGUGGUUCAGGCCAACCUCCGAGUUGCAGUCUGCAGUGUGGCGUAACCAAACAAAAGAAAAAGGACAAACUUGGACAUGUCCCAAUGGGCAGCCUUUGUGCAACAUGCUGGUCUCCUGUCAGCAUAAUCUGCACAAUAAUGCAGCUCCACCUCCUUCCUGAACAAUGGCAUUAAUGCCUUCUUGACUGAACAGCAAACCUGUACACACCAGGGUAGACAAUGAGGUCAGUAAACAACGUAAAGUAUGUUGUUCCAGAGAUCAAUGCUUGGACAGGAGUUCUUAAACAUUUUUGCAAUUCAAACAAGUGGAAACAAAGAGAAAUUUUAUUUUGGUGAAGUCUCUCCAAAUGCAUGCUCAUCCAGUUUUUGUCAAAUUCUUGAAGAAAUUUGGCCUUAUUGCCUCAUGGAUGGGGCUCUGUAUGGCUAGAGUCCUACGGCCUCUCACUCCUUUCUCAAAGUAAGUAGUUGUUUUUCCCAAUCUAAAGCUAUGUCCCAAUGCUAAAUUUGCACAGUGGUAUAGGCUUACUUUCUCCCCUGCUGCAGACCGGACAUGGGUUCACCCAGUGUGAGGUUUUACCUUCAGGGGAAGCACAUAGACUAUUCCACCACUUAGUCCUUCCAGACAUUAGUUGGCUCCUACAUGUAAACAUAAUACAUCACUGGUGCUGGACCAACAUCCUCCUACUGGACUUCCAAGCCUCUGGAAUCUGUUUGUUAUACAGACUGCUGUGAGUUGACAACCAAAUGCAGUCAGUGCCGUGACAAGUUUAGCCAGACCAAUUUCUUUAAUAAAAAAGUAAAGACAGAUAAAGCUAAACCAGCUGGGGUAAAAUGGAAAUUGCAGAGAAGUUUGGAAUGUUUUAGCCUACUUAGAGAGCUGGAUUAGUUUUAAUAUAGCAGGACAAUCACAGAGUUGGCUAAGUUUUGUUGUCAGUGAAUUGAUUUUCAAAGGGAUUCUUGUAUUUUUCUUUACCUUCACCACUAUUUUGCCUUUUAGAACAACACACUGUACAUUGCAACUAAAUAGGCUAAAACAUAGCAAAUCAAGCUUUUGCAAAAACAUGUUUCCCCUAGGUUUUUAGUCCACAGAACCACCUCUGAAGUGGCUUUAGAUGAAUUUUCAACAUUUCCAAAUAUUAAACAAAUAUAUUUUACUCUUAAAACAGUCCUGCAUGGUAUUCUACUGUAGCAGAAGGUAGACUAUGUUGAACCACAUACUAGACAUUUGCGUUGCCCUAUUGGUGCACACUAUGGACUGGUUGGUAAUUGUAACUGUAAUUUCCCCCUGGGGUUUUAGAAUUUUCCUCUGGGAUAAAUAAAGUAUUUUUCCAUUUUUUUUUUCUUUAUUUAAUUUUUUUCCUGAGGUCUGUCAAACACAAUCAAAGAUUCUUGUUCCUGGACUAGCCACAUUUCUGUGCUUGGUGGCUGAACAAGUGGAAGCCUGGAGGCAAUAAGCUGUCAGGAUCAUCGACUGCAGCAAUCAGCUGUGGCCAAAUCCAGGAAAUGAUUUGUCCUCUUGUUAUUCUGGUCCUGACUAUCAGUCAAGAGAAGACUGAUUCUUUUUCCACAGUGUACUCCCCAGCCACAAAAUCAAAAAUAGCUGAACUUUUUAGCAGACCGGCUGACUGACAGAAAUUGAACAAAUGGACACAGACAAAAGUAGAGUCAGACCCUUCUUUCAGUCAAGAAGCGAUACAAGGACUUGUUGCUGUGGAAACAGAGGCAAAUGGCUGUCUCUGAUAGUCUCUGCUGGCAUUUUUCUUCAGUGAAGAUAUUGAUGAACAGACUCUUGUGUUUAAAAACCCAGUGGCUCAUUGGGACUUCCCAAACCACUGCUGCUGGUAUAAUAUAAACUUUAUAUAAACCGCACAAAUUUUGCACUAGUGUUUUUUUUUUUUUUUGUUUGUUUGUUUUGUUUGUUUGUUUUCUUUCUUCUUUAUUUUUCUUUGACUGGGUUAUGGAAAGAAAAGAAUAAUUUUUUGGGGGUCUGACAUGGGUUUGAAUAACAAAGUCAUUCAGAAAAAGAGAAAAUUUUAUUCAAAAAGUUAUAUCUUUAAAAAGAUGACAAAAUGACUAAAUACAGGGUUACAGUGUUUGUAUAUACACAUUUAUAUUUCUUGCUCCCUGUUUUCAGGUGUGGCCACAUGUUAUACUGUUGUUUAUUUUGUUGCCAUGACAACAUGCUAGCCAACCAGAAAGUUGGGUAAUGUUCACCUGUGGACCACCAGGCAAGAACGAAUUUUUAACCAUUUCUGAAAGCUCUUAUUGUUUCUCAUGCUCAGCAUGUAGAAAAAAAAAGCAGAGCCUCCCAUUCAUAAUAUGGACUCAAAUGUUCAGCUGAUUACUGGUAAAAGCAAACAGAAUUAGUUUUCAGAAACAACUUAUGAUUGUUUCUCAAAGCCUUUUUUUAAAAAAAAGAUGUGUUAGAAAGAUGUGUUCCUUUCUGCCCUUAUUGUGCAUCCUUUCAACACAUUACAUAACUGAUGCUUAUGCAUAAAGUUGCUUGAACACACCUUUUUAAUGUGUACACAUUGCAUUCCUUCUGUUUGAGAAGUGGUUGCCUAAGGCAUAAGACAGAUACAGUAUGAAGACAACAUGCACAAUUAUGGUUGUCAACAAUUAUUGUCCCUUGAGCCCCUCCCCAACCCCAUAUUGUUUGAAAAAAUACCUCGUGUGCAGUAAGUCGAAGCCUGCUUAUCAAUGCUGGAUCAUCACUGCAACAAAUACACAAGCUUUGCAAGUGCAAUCUAGCCCACUUAUAUCAACUUAAAAUGUCACUUUAACACCCAUGAGCCUGCAAGACCGGAUAAAAUUCAUCAGUUUCAAAUCACUUACCAAGCUUGUUAUUUUUCGCAGCGUCUGCUCAAGAUAUUUUAUUUUUCAAAAGAUGCUGCACUUGGUGUAGAUCACAGAUGUAACCGCUUUCAGUGUGUGUCUUCAGGUCUGUUUCCUGCUUCAUUCAUAACAUUAUGGCAUUAACUUUAAACAUCCAGCAUUUUUUGUGCUGUCCAAAUUAAAGCUUAAUUUGUUUUCCACAUUGUCAGUCAUCCAACCACAAUCCAUAUAACCACCACAAAAACGUUGAGUCUCAUUUCUUUCAUUCACUCGUACGGCAUGAUGGUGAGAAGAAAUGCACAAGAGUUGUCUCAUAAAAGACAAAAUGAUGAUUUUCUGCAAGAACCAUUUGUCACAUUCCAACCAGACCAGAUUAAGUCAAAUUAGAGAAUUUCACCAAGAACUCAAAUAAAAGAAAAGCAAAAAAAAAA
This is a messenger RNA of Melanotaenia boesemani (Boeseman's rainbowfish), 14024 nucleotides long. Its product is annotated as CUB and sushi domain-containing protein 1-like. The coding region runs from base 1 to 10731 and encodes 3576 amino acids. The transcript is spliced from 74 exons. The record is from RefSeq and is a predicted model, not a curated record. Lineage: Eukaryota; Metazoa; Chordata; Actinopteri; Atheriniformes; Melanotaeniidae.